Messenger RNA from Carica papaya (papaya), 3274 nucleotides. The record is from RefSeq and is a predicted model, not a curated record. Lineage: Eukaryota; Viridiplantae; Streptophyta; Magnoliopsida; Brassicales; Caricaceae.
ACUAAAACCCUAACACACGGCCAGCUCCAGUCUCUUCUUCCUCUUGCUCGCAGAGUUUCCCUCUGCAUCUCUCUCUGCUUCCCCUGUGGCUUCGUCCUCCUCUGUCAGCAAAGGCUUUAAAGUGUCUCGCGAGCUCGCCUAAACGUCCUCCUAAGUUAUUUCGCCUCCUUCUGCGACGUCUCCCUCUUCUACUGUACACAGCUCGGAAGCACCAGCCUCAGUCCGACGACGUCUUCGUCUGAGACUCGGUUAAAAUCAAAAUAAAGACAAAAUGAGGAAGAAAGUAGAUGAGCGAAUCAGGACUCUGAUAGAAAAUGGCGUUAAAAUGCGACAUCGUUCUAUGUUCUUGAUCAUCGGGGACAAGUCCCUUCACCAGGUUGUGAAUCUUCAUUACAUGCUGAGCAAGGCAGUGAUCAAGUCCAGGCCAACUGUCUUGUGGGCUUACAAGGAAAAACUUGAACUUAGCAGUCAUAAGAAAAAACGUGCGAAGCAAAUAAAGAAGUUGACGCAGAGAGGUCUGCUGGAUCCAGAUAGAGUUGAAUCUUUUUCUCUUUUUGUUGAAACUGGGGGAUUGACAUAUUGCUUAUACAAAGAUUCUGAAAGAAUUCUUGGAAAUACUUUCGGAAUGUGCAUAUUACAGGAUUUUGAGGCUUUGACACCAAAUCUCCUUGCAAGAACUAUAGAAACAGUUGAAGGUGGUGGAUUAAUCAUACUUCUACUUCGUUCUCUCUCCUCGCUUACCAGCCUGUACACCAUGGUCAUGGAUGUUCAUGAUAGAUUUCGUACUGAAUCACAUUUUGAAGCUGCUGGGCGCUUUAAUGAACGCUUCUUAUUAUCACUUGCAUCAAACAAGGCAUGUGUUAUCAUGGACGAUGAGCUAAAUAUUUUACCAAUUUCAUCUCACAUAAGAUCAAUCACCCCCGUCCCCGUGAAGGAGGAUUUGGAGGGGCUUUCAGAAGCUGAACGGGACCUGAAGAAUUUGAAAGAACAACUGAAUGAUGAUUUUCCUGCUGGUCCAUUGAUUAACAAGUGUUGUACGCUGGAUCAGGGAAAAGCUGUCAUUACUUUUCUUGAUGCAAUUCUGGAUAAGACUUUACGCAGCACUGUUGCUUUGCUUGCUGCACGUGGCCGUGGAAAAUCAGCUGCACUUGGUCUAGCAAUUGCUGGUGCUGUUGCUUCUGGGUAUUCUAAUAUUUUUGUAACUGCACCAAGUCCAGAGAAUUUGAAAACCUUGUUUGAAUUUGUAUGCAAGGGUUUUGAUGCUAUUGAAUAUAAGGAACAUCUUGAUUAUGAUAUUGUGAAGAGUGUAAAUCCCGAGUUCAAGAAAGCACCUGUGCGGAUCAAUAUUUACAAGCAUCACAGACAAACAAUUCAGUACAUACAGCCACAUGAACAUGAAAAGCUCUCCCAAGUCGAGUUGCUAGUCGUUGAUGAAGCAGCAGCUAUUCCAUUACCAGUUGUGAAGUCUUUGCUUGGUCCUUAUUUGGUGUUUCUUUCAUCUACCGUCAAUGGCUAUGAAGGUACUGGCCGAUCUUUAUCCCUAAAACUUCUGCAGCAACUGGAACAGCAAAGUCAGAUGGCUGCGAAGGGUGCAGAGGACAGUCUUUCUGGUCGCCUUUUUAAAAAGAUAGAACUUAAUGAAUCUAUUAGAUAUGCUUCUGGUGAUCCGAUAGAAUCCUGGCUUAAUUCUUUACUUUGUCUGGAUGUUACAAAUUCUGUGCCUACUAUCAGCAGAUUACCGCCACCAAGUGAAUGUGAUCUCUAUUAUGUCAAUCGGGAUACACUCUUUUCCUAUCACAAAGAUAGUGAGUUGUUUUUGCAGCGGAUGAUGGCUCUAUAUGUCUCCUCACACUACAAAAAUUCUCCUAAUGAUCUACAAUUAUUGGCUGAUGCUCCGGCUCACCAUUUGUUCGUGUUGCUGGGUCCUGUUGAUGAGUCCAAAAAUCAGCUUCCUGAUAUUUUGUGUGUUAUCCAGGUCUGUUUUGAAGGGCAGAUAUCUCGUAAAUCUGCAAUUAAAAGUUUGAGUGAUGGCCAUCAACCUUUUGGAGACCAAAUACCUUGGAAAUUUUGUGAACAAUUUCGGGAUACAGUUUUUCCCAGUCUUUCAGGUGCUCGCAUUGUACGUAUUGCCACCCAUCCUAGCGCUAUGAGGCUUGGAUAUGGCUCUGCUGCAGUUGAACUUUUGACAAGAAAAUUGAUGAAAGGAGCCCUUUUUGUAGGCCUAAAUAUAUUAAAUAAAUUCAUUAUUCAAGGCGAAAUCAAGCUUACUGGAGUUGCGCGGUCGGAAUCGCGUGAUGAUGGUGAUCAGCGUUGUCUACAGGAUGGAUUUGGAAAGCAGAGGUGUCGGCUGUGGAGUCUUGUUAGGGCUUCAUUACUUGAAGAAAACAUUAAACCUAGGACAGAUCUUCCACAUUUGCUAGUACAUCUUCGUGAGCGGAAGCCUGAGAAGCUGCAUUAUGUUGGUGUCUCCUUUGGGCUAACCCGGGACCUUUUUCGCUUUUGGAGGAAGCAUAAAUUUGCCCCAUUCUAUGUCAGCCAGAUUCCAAGUUCUGUGACUGGUGAACACACAUGUAUGGUACUAAAACCAUUGAACAGUGAUGAAUUUGAAGUCAGUGGAUCUAAUGACUGGGGCUUUUUUGGUCCAUUUUACCAAGAUUUCAGGGUAAAGUUCUCUAGACUCCUGUGUACUAAAUUCAAGAAGAUGGAGUAUAAACUUGCAAUGAGUGUCCUGGAUCCUAAAAUCAACUUCAUGGAGGUAGAAUCUCCAGACUCAUGCACAGAUGGAUGUUUAAGGUCACUCAAUGGUAUUAUAUCGCCAUAUGACAUGGAGCGGCUUAGCGCUUAUACAGACAAUCUUGCUGAUUUUAAUUCGGUAAGAACCCAAGACGAUGAUUGCAAUGACAAAUAUUUACCCAACUAGAUAUUUACAUCUACGCUUAAAUUGGGAAGAAAUCCAUCUUGUAAAAAUGUCUUUAGGAUCCUCAAUCUACUGUUGUCAAAUCUGUGUUGUUGUGCUUGUGUAUGUGGGUUUUCUAUUUUAUUUUGUUUAUCUUGCAUGUGUGUUUUCUCCCCCCUCAGGGGGCUGGGGGGCAGGAAAGCUAAUAUUAUUAGUUUAUUGCUUUCUCUUAUCAGCUUACUGUGUUUUCUCUCUCUGCUCAAUAAAACAUAAGUGAAAGUAUACAUUAAAAAAAAAUGUAAGUGAGUAAUAUUAUGAAAUGGAAGAACUAUCAACACUAUUAAGAGUGUUUGAAUGUGUAUUUUAUUGAACACUACU